AUGAAGUGGACAGCGGAUAAUGACCAGCUGCUGUUCGUUAAGCUAAUCGAAACACACGAUGUUGCUAUCAAGGCCGAGAAAAUAAGGGAAGCAUGGCCCAAAGACGGCCGCGAAGUACCCACCGCAAGAGCAAUAAGUGAACGGAUCCUGCGCAUCAGAAACGGCCUAAAGAAUGCCAAUAAAGGUGACGGUACUGGUGCCGUCCCAGGAUCCGUCCCUUCAACCCCUCGAAAACGCAAAAACCCAGCAGCCUCGGUCACCGGAACCCCAAGGACUGCAAAAUCACGGCGAGUUGCUGCUACAAAAGAGCUCGAUGGCCCAGAUAGCCCUAUCAGAAGUAUUAGAAAGCCUGCUGUUAACGCGGCAGUAAGGAUGGCACACGUCCAGGAGCUGGGGGAUACGCCAGGAUCGUUUGAUGCAUGUAGUACGGUCGUCGAUGCGGCGAAUAUUUAUUAUUCGUUUGGGAACUAUGGUCCAGAUGAGAGCUAG
Messenger RNA from Morchella sextelata, 489 nucleotides. RefSeq lists its product as uncharacterized. The record is from RefSeq and is a predicted model, not a curated record. Lineage: Eukaryota; Fungi; Ascomycota; Pezizomycetes; Pezizales; Morchellaceae. The transcript is spliced from 3 exons. Bases 1 to 489 code for a protein of 162 amino acids.